Molecule: messenger RNA, 519 nt
Organism: Cladocopium goreaui
Lineage: Eukaryota; Dinophyceae; Suessiales; Symbiodiniaceae
Source: the annotation of a GenBank genome assembly
AUGGCCUCUCGCAGCCGCGACGCGCGGGAUCCGCGUGAGGCGAGUCGUCCUGAGGACGGACGGUGCGCGGCAGCCAGGCAGGAAGCCCGUGCGGCGCUGGCGGAAGCUGAGGCCAAGGCCUGUCAGGCGGAGGAGUUGUGUCAGCAGAAGCAGAACGAGGCCCUAGCGGCCAACGAACGAUCGGAGAAGGCCAAAGCCAGAUCCAAGGAGGUUGCGGCAGCCAUGGAGAAAAAGAGAAGCCAGGCCGUUGAUUUGGCCGCAGAGGCUGAUCGUCGGAUGCGUGAGGCGGAGAUCGCCGCAAAGCAGGCGCACGAAGCAGAGGUGGACGUGGAGCGUUUUAAGGAGUCGGUGGUCGCUGCGGAGCAAGAGGCCCACGAGGCCAAUCUGGCCACGGCACACUGCGCGAAGGAAGCGGCGGUGGCGAAGCACGAGGCCCACCUGGCUGUCGAAUGGGGAGUCGACCAAUUCGACGGUCAUUUUAUGUGGGGACCAUCGGAGAAGAAUUUUCCAACGGUAUGA